GUGAAUCAUCCGACGAGGUGUUCAGUGUUUGGGAGAUCCCGAACUCAGAAGCUGCCUCACUCGGUCCGGGAGCGUCUGACUGUCCAGAAGCGCAGUGAUGCGAGUGCACAGCCCGCGGGCGAGCCUGGUCGCUCUGACAGCUCUCCUCUGUAUCUCCGCUGUCUGGGGUAGCAAUAAGUGCAAAGGAGCUUUGACAUGUGCAAAGUGUCUGGAAAUAGAGCCGUACUGCGCCUGGUGUUCACAGGAGGAUUUCGGAGGAAGCAGCGCUUCGAGAUGUGACCUAAAGGAGAACUUAAUUCGAAAAGGUUGCAGAGAGAAUGCAACUGAAUUUCCACAAGGCUCCUUCAAAAUUCUUCAGGAUAUACCUUUGAGUGACAAAGGGUCCGGUGAUAAACCAGACAAAACUGUGCAAUUCUCGCCUCAAAAGAUUGCCAUCAAUUUGCGCCGAGGGGAAUCCAGGUCGUUCACCGUGCAUGCACGUCAGGUCGAAGACUAUCCUGUCGACAUCUACUACUUGAUGGACCUCUCAUUCUCCAUGAAGGAUGAUUUGGAAACCAUCCAGCAACUUGGCACAAAGGUGGCCGCAGAAAUGGCCAAGAAGACCAGCAACCUGCAACUGGGCUUUGGAGCUUUUGUGGAUAAACCUGUCUCUCCGUACAUUUACAUGACAACAGAGGAAGAACUGAAAAACCCUUGUGUCAGUUUUAGUAGUACGUGCACCCCUGUGUUUGGAUUUAAACAUGUGCUGAAACUCACGGAAGAGGUGAGCAGGUUUAAUGAUGAAGUGACCAAACAGCAGGUUUCUCGAAACCGUGACACACCAGAGGGUGGGAUGGACGCCGUGCUCCAGGUCUCGGUGUGCAAGGAGGAGAUUGGUUGGCGCCAAGAGGCCACCCACAUGCUGGUCUUUGUCACUGACGCCACCUCACACUUGGCUCUGGACGCAAGGCUGGCUGGUAUCGUGCGCCCCAACGACGGGCACUGCCACAUGGGUCUAAACCAUGAGUACAAUGCCUCAGCUAUUCAGGAUUACCCAUCACUUGCUCUGGUGACUGAAAAGCUCACAGAAAAUAACAUCUACCUCAUCUUUGCAGUAACCCAGCCAGUCACUGAAAUAUACCAGAAUUACAGUAGAAUGAUUCCUGGUACCACCGUUGGGACAGUCUCCAGGGAUUCAAGUAAUGUCCUGCAACUCAUUAUAGAUGCUUAUGAGCAAAUCCGUUCCCGGGUGGAAUUAGAAGUUUUGAAUCUGCCAAAAGAACUGUCAGUGUCCUUCGAUGCUUUCUGUGGGAAUGGCAAGUUAAUUCCAGGACAGAGAUUUUGCACAGGGCUUAAGAUCGGAGACACAGUGAAUUUUACAGUGAAACUGGAGGCCAGGGAGUGUCCAAAAGAUGAGAAGGUGAAGACAUUUACGCUGAAGCCGAUUUUGUUUAAGGAUACUUUGGAGAUCACCGUCAAUUUCAGUUGUGGUUGCGACUGUGAGAGCGAAGCGGUGGAGAACAGCACAGUGUGCAGCAAUGGCAAUGGAACCUACGAGUGCGGAGUGUGCAAGUGCCACCCGGGCCGCUUUGGACCUUUCUGUGAGUGCAAGGAAGGGGAUGGCUUGACUAUCACACAGGAUACCUGCUCACCAAGGAAAGGCGACCCCAUUUGCAAUAACCGUGGGGAGUGCAUCUGUGGACAGUGUGUCUGCCACAGCAGUGACUUUGGGAUCAUAUCCGGAGAGUUUUGUGAAUGUGACGACUUUUCCUGUGGGCGCCACAGGGGAAAAUUGUGCUCAGGGAACGGCCGAUGCCAGUGUGGAGAGUGCAGCUGCUUUCCCGGCUGGACUGACAGUUACUGCAACUGCAGCACCAGCACAGAUGACUGCAUGCCCCCCGUGGGGCCCAUGUGUCACGCCCGAGGCGAGUGUAAAUGCGGGAAGUGCGUGUGUACAGGAGGGGCGUACGGCGACCAGUGUGAGAAGUGUCCCACCUGUCCCGAUGCCUGCAACUUCAAAAAAGGCUGUGUGGAGUGCAAGGUUUUUAACACAGGAGAGCUGAAGGAAGAGGACAAGUGUGAGAAGGUGUGCCGAGACGAGAUCCGAUUCGUGGAGACGUUGGAAAUAAAAGCCAAGGAUGCUGUUACCUGUAGCUACAAAGACGAGAAUGGCUGCAUCGUUCACUUUGGUUACCACGAAGAAACAAAUGGAAAAUCCAUUCUGUCCGUUAUUCAAGAACCAGAAUGCCCACCCCCGUUGAACCUGCUGAUCAUUAUCCUGCCUUUGAUGGCUGCCAUCCUCCUCCUGGGCCUGAUUGCAUUGCUGAUUUGGAAGCUGCUGGUCACCGUCCAUGAUCGCAAGGAGUUUGCAAGGUUUGAGGCAGAACGGGCCAAGGCGAAAUGGGAGAUGGCCAACAACCCUCUGUAUAAAGGGCCAACGUCAACCUUUACAAACCUAACCUACAGCGGCAAGGCGGAUUGAAGGAGACCUCGUCGAAAGGGGACACUGGACAGCUUCAAUUGGGUUACGCUGAGCACAAAACCAAGGGGCUUGGGAAUUUCUUUUUUAAUGUGAUGGCAUUGCUUCACUGUCCUGUGAUGAACUACACGCAGCAACAAUUUCACCUGUAAAACCCACCUACCCAGCGCACUGGACUUUGAAACUACACUGAGCCUGGUCUCCUUUGCCAGGAGGUCUUGGAGCCUUUGUAACCAUUGCCUUAAGCACUUAACUCAGGACUGGUUGAGAGGUUUGGAGAUACCUAAAUAUUGCCUCUAUUAUUUAUAAAUGCACUUUAGCACGCUCUGCUUUACAGAAGGUUAGGCAGGACAGAGGGAAGCGUCGUCCACGGGCAGGAGGGUGGUAUUUGGUAAUUGAUUUAUUAAUAUCACAUAUACUAAGAUACGGUGAAGAGCUUUUUGUUUGCCUGCCAGCCAGACAGAUCAUUCCAUACAUUUAAGAUCGUUGAUAAAUGAAUCAGACAUUAAGAAUUAGUUUUACAAGUAAUCUGUAUAGGUGGUGGAGCUAGAUUCAAUAGGUGGUGGAGCUAGAUUCAAUAAUAAUUUUCAAUAGGGGAAUUGGAUGUAUAUAUUUUUCGAUGAAGGAAAUUUUGCAGGGUUUUAAGGAAAGAGCAGUGAUGUGGGGCCAAUCUGAUUAUACUUUCAAAGGGAACAGCACAGAUGUAAUGGGUUGAAUCACCCGUGUUACAGUGAAGUCCCUUAAUUUUGUGUACAGACCGGAGGGUCCCCCCACUCAUUGCUAAGUGUUGAGUUUGGCAGACCUAUUUGGAUUUCCCAACCGGGCUUCAGAGGUGCCAGGUUUAGGGAGGAGUGGGAACAAGACUGUCUCCAUUCCCAGCCACCAUCUCAUUGCUGCUGCUGGAUGUGGCUGUGUUUGGGGAUUGACUGUGCCAAGGACAGAACUGAGCUCCAGUAUGCCGCCCUGUCAGGAGAACUGGACUGUCGGUUCACUGUUUUUGAUCAUCUGACAGAGGAUGAGGAGGAUUCUUAGCCUGUGGAGCCUGAUCUCCCCAAAGGUUGCCAACUUUAGAAACCAAGGGGAGUGAUGGGUCUUUAAGGCUCUGGAAUCUGGAAUAAUUUCUUAUUCCAAGUUCCUCCCAGAUUGACCACGUUGUGCAGAUACAUUGGGAACUCCACACUUCACCAUUGUAGGUACCAGAACUUCACUCCCAUUUGACUGAGUCUCUUGUAAUCUGUUUUCCAAACGCUGGAGACCAUUGGGCUACACCCAGGAAGGUUGCGCAACACAGUAUGUAAUUGGUUGAACCGUGCUCCAUUCACAUCCCUCCUGUUGGGGGCUCAGGGGCAGAGGGCACUGCCCCCGGGUGGGGGAGAGCUGUGCUGGGGUCCGACCACUGCAAUUGGCACCCCCUCCCUUGGUCAACCAGGUUGAAGGUGGGAAGAGCAGAGAAUUCUCAGUUCCAGUGACCUUCCGAGGCUCCCGCUUGCUAAAUCCAGAUGUGCUGAUGUAGAAACAGAGAGAGGUUAAAACUGGAAACAAAUGUGAGCAGGUUCUGGAAUAUAUUAGCAUUUAUUUUAAUUCCUAGUUAUUGACUGCUGUGUAAAAUGCCAUUAAAAUGUUUGUGUCUGUAUAGUAAGCCUUUUAAUCAUUUGGGAGUGUGGAAGGAGUACUGCUGAUUCAUCUGACCAUGUAUGCACUGAGCAUAAACCAAAGAUCACUCACCUCAGAUUCCCUCAGCACUGUUCGAUUCUGCUGGCCACAACUGUGCGUGGGAAGAACACAAAGCUAGCCUACAAUAUUGAGUUGCAUUUACAUGACGUCUUGGACGCAGACAAAAGUGAGCAAAGAAACAAGAUGCUGGAGGAUCUCAGCGGGUCGGGCAGCAUCUGCGGAGGGAAAUGGACAGACAACGUUUUGGGUCGAGACCCUUCAUCUGGACUGAAAGAUAGAGGGGAGAUGGCCGGUAUAAAGAGGUGAGGGGGAGGGGUGAGGCAAGAGCU
Messenger RNA from Pristis pectinata (smalltooth sawfish), 4461 nucleotides. Its product is annotated as integrin beta-3-like. Gene Ontology annotation, cellular component: focal adhesion; cell surface; integrin complex. NCBI's taxonomy places the organism in Eukaryota, Metazoa, Chordata, Chondrichthyes, Rhinopristiformes, Pristidae. The record is from RefSeq and is a predicted model, not a curated record. Bases 98 to 2461 code for a protein of 787 amino acids. Gene Ontology annotation, biological process: cell migration; cell-matrix adhesion; integrin-mediated signaling pathway. Gene Ontology annotation, molecular function: integrin binding; fibronectin binding; fibrinogen binding. The transcript has 15 exons.